CGGGGGGCCCAGCCCCGCAUCCCUCGCCAUGGGCCUGGCCUUCGCCUGUGGGCCCUGAGCAUGGAGCGGGGCUGGCCGCCGGGGGAGAGCUGCAGCGGGGAGCGGCCCGCCGUCUGCCGCCGCGCCCUCAGCGUCUGCGACUCGCUGGACUUGCACAGCUCCCCGGCCGAUCGGACCGCCGCCGCCCUGCAGGCCGCCCUGUGCGCCGCGCGCGAACAAACCGCGCGGCCGCGGAGCGUGUGCUCCGGAACCCCGGGAUCGGCGCCCUCCGGCGCACGCGGCCUGCUGCUCGGCCUCCUUCGCCCGCGCCACGGCCGUCGGGGCCCUGCGCCCUCGGAACGGCCUGGCUCGCCGGUGCCCAGCCCUGAGCCCAGCCCGGCGCCCGUCCGGCGCAGCCGCGGCCCCGGAGAACGGGCAGCCAGGCCACGGCCCACCAGCAUGACGUUCCUGGAGGUGAACCGUCUAGAGCUGGCGGCGACGGAGACACCGGGCGCUGGGCUUGGCCGAACGGGGAGUUCGGGCUUCCUGCGGGGCGCGUCGCUGUGGAGUAGCCAGCGUUGGCAGGUGUUCCGCGGUGGCGGCGGACGCGGUAGCACGGAGAGUCCCCGGCGCGGCUUGUCUGCGCUCAGGAAAAGCUUCAGCUUCCGUCUGCGCCGCGGCCAAGAGAUACGGCGCUCCGAGUCGGGGCUGCUUGCCCGGCCGCCCCGCGCGCGCACCCGCAGUGACGGCGACGCCAGCUCCUUGGGUACCUUUCCCAGCCGCCGAGACCUGCUGGGCGCCGACACCCCGUGCGCGCCGCCAGAGCCCGGCCGCCCCCGCGCCGCCGCCAGCCUCUGGAAGCUGCUCACCAGCCGCUUCCGCAGGAGAGAGCCCGCACCUGCGGCGCCGCUGUGGAGCCGCCGGGCAGCCCGGGCCCCGGGGCUCCUGGGCACUUCGAGCGACUCAUUUGUGAACAGCCAGGAGUGGACCCUGAGCCGCUCUGUGCCAGAGCUCAAAGUGGGCAUAGUGGGGAACCUGUCUAGUGGGAAAUCAGCCUUGGUACACCGAUACCUGACAGGGACCUACGUCCAGGAAGAGUCCCCUGAAGGGGGUCGAUUUAAAAAGGAGAUUGUGGUGGAUGGCCAGAGUUACCUGCUGCUGAUCCGAGAUGAAGGAGGUCCCCCUGAGCUCCAGUUUGCUGCCUGGGUGGAUGCAGUGGUGUUUGUGUUCAGCCUGGAGGAUGAAAUCAGCUUCCAGACGGUGUACAACUACUUCCUGCGCCUCUGCAGCUUCAGAAAUGCCAGCGAGGUGCCCAUGGUGCUAGUGGGCACACAGGAUGCCAUCAGUGCCGCCAAUCCCCGGGUCAUUGAUGACAGCAGGGCCCGCAAGCUGUCCACAGACCUGAAGCGCUGCACCUACUACGAAACAUGUGCAACCUAUGGGCUCAAUGUGGAACGAGUCUUCCAGGAUGUGGCCCAGAAAGUGGUAGCCUUGCGGAAGAAGCAGCAGCUGGCCAUUGGGCCCUGCAAGUCCCUGCCCAACUCACCCAGCCACUCGGCCGUGUCUGCUGCCUCCAUCCCGGCUGUACACAUCAAUCAGGCCACGAAUGGCGGCAGCAGCGCCUUCAGUGACUACUCGUCCUCAGUCCCCUCCACCCCCAGCAUCAGCCAGCGGGAGUUGCGCAUCGAGACCAUCGCUGCCUCCUCCACUCCCACGCCCAUCCGCAAGCAAUCCAAGAGGCGCUCCAACAUCUUCACGUCUCGAAAAGGUGCUGACCUGGACCGAGAGAAGAAGGCUGCUGAGUGCAAAGUAGACAGCAUUGGUAGCGGCCGGGCCAUCCCCAUCAAGCAGGGGAUCCUGCUAAAGAGGAGUGGCAAGUCCUUGAACAAGGAGUGGAAGAAGAAGUAUGUGACACUCUGUGACAACGGGUUGCUUACUUACCACCCCAGCCUGCACGAUUACAUGCAGAACAUCCAUGGCAAGGAGAUUGACCUCCUACGGACCACCGUGAAAGUGCCAGGGAAACGCCUGCCCCGAGCCACACCUACCACAGCCCCAGGCACCAGUCCCCGUGCCAAUGGCUUGGCCAUGGAGCGGAGUAACACACAGCUGGGUGGAGGCACAGGUGCCCCCCACUUGGCCAGCAGCGCAUCCCUGCAUUCUGAGCGCCCCCACGGCAGCUCAGCCUGGGCUGGCUUGCGCCCUGAGGGGCUGCACCAGCGCUCCUGCUCGGUUUCCAGUGCUGACCAGUGGAAUGAGGCAGCUGCCCUGCCUGCCAGCGUGCAGCACCCUGCCAGUGGCCCAGCUGAGGUACUCAGUUCCAGCCCCAAGCUGGAGCCUCCCCCAUCUCCCCACUCCAACCGGAAGAAGCACCGCCGGAAAAAGAGCACCACCGGGACCCCCCGACCAGACGGCCCCAGCAGUGCUGCUGAAGAGGCAGAGGAGUCCUUUGAGUUUGUGGUGGUGUCCCUCACCGGUCAGACCUGGCACUUUGAGGCCUCAACGGCAGAAGAACGGGAGCUGUGGGUACAGAGCGUGCAGGCCCAAAUCCUCGCCAGCCUCCAGGGCUGUCGCAGCGCCAAGGACAAGACUCGGCUGGGGAACCAGAACACAGCUCUGGCUGUGCAGGCUGUCCGCACGGUCCGUGGCAACAGCUUCUGUAUUGACUGUGAAGCCCCCAAUCCAGACUGGGCCAGCCUGAAUCUGGGUGCCCUGAUGUGUAUCGAGUGUUCAGGGAUCCACCGACACUUGGGGGCUCACCUGUCCCGGGUCCGCUCCUUGGACCUUGAUGACUGGCCACCUGAACUGCUAGCUGUCAUGACUGCAAUGGGCAAUGCUUUGGCUAACAGUGUCUGGGAGGGGGCUCUGGAUGGCUACUCGAAGCCAGGCCCCGAAGCCUGCAGAGAGGAAAAGGAGCGCUGGAUCCGGGCCAAGUAUGAACAGAAGCUCUUCCUGGCCCCGCUACCAAGCUCGGAUGUGCCGCUGGGGCAGCAGUUACUCCGGGCUGUAGUGGAGGAUGACCUGCGGCUGUUGGUGAUGCUGCUGGCCCAUGGGUCCAAGGAGGAGGUGAACGAGACAUACGGGGAUGGUGAUGGGAGGACAGCCCUGCACCUGUCCAGUGCCAUGGCCAAUGUGGUCUUUACACAGCUGCUCAUCUGGUACGGGGUGGAUGUGAGGAGCCGUGAUGCCCGGGGUCUGACUCCGCUGGCCUAUGCCCGCCGGGCCGGCAGCCAGGAAUGUGCGGACAUCUUGAUUCAGCAUGGGUGCCCUGUGGAGGGCUGUGGGUUAGCACCCACUCCCAACAGAGAGCCUGCCAAUGGCACCAAUUCCUCUGCAGAGCUGCACCGCAGCCCUAGUCUCCUAUGAAGCUCAGGAAGAGGGCAGAGGGACCAGAAGGACUCCAUGGCCUGGAGGACACAGAGAUGGAGAAGCAGGGAUGCACAGUGAAGAAGAGGACAGGAGAAGAGUCCAGGGAUGGAGGAGAGCUUUGGGAUUUGAGCUGCAGCAGAGAGCAGGAGUGUGUUGUGCAGCCCUCUGCCCUAUGGUGCCAUUAAGGGACAGAACCCUUUGGAGGUACCUGUGAGGAGAGGGGGGCAGGACCUCUCCCUCCUCCAGACCCUGCCUCCUCAUGACAGCUCCCACAAGCCUUCACCCUGCAAUGGGUGGGAAAGGACAGGACACAGGAUGAGAGACCAGGGGGCCAGUCUGUGAGUCCCAUGUAAAAUUUGUACAUCGAAGUAUUUAUGUUUGUGUAUAUACGUGGCGUGUGUAUGAUGAGCCAAUAAACCAGGCUGUAUGUGUGGU
Messenger RNA from Microtus ochrogaster (prairie vole), 3783 nucleotides. It is a transcript of the gene Agap3, whose product is annotated as ArfGAP with GTPase domain, ankyrin repeat and PH domain 3. Gene Ontology annotation, cellular component: nucleus. Lineage: Eukaryota; Metazoa; Chordata; Mammalia; Rodentia; Cricetidae. Gene Ontology annotation, molecular function: GTPase activity; GTPase activator activity; protein binding. The record is from RefSeq and is a predicted model, not a curated record. Gene Ontology annotation, biological process: activation of GTPase activity.